AUGAUCGUUGUCGCGAUGCUGUUCGGCCUGGCGGCAGCAGUGCCUCUGCAGCCCGACAACGGAUACAAAAAUGUGGACGAACACGGGCCUUCAGUCUCCGUCGAUUCUCGCCAUUUUCCGCAGGUUUGCUCGGACUUCGUCUUCAGCCCGGGCUGCAUCAGGUUCUAUGUGCGGCGUGUAUUGCCGUUUUUGAAGAUAUGCCGAAAACUGCCCGGAUCCGACGAGGAGCCCAAAGCGAAAAACUCGACGGAAGACGUCCCACAAGCCGAAACCAUUGCUGACAAUCUACGAGCCGUUACGGACUGCAUUCACGCUCUACGCAAAGUCUUUGAGUUUAAACCUAAUUCUUCCCCUGCGCAAAACCAGGAUACAGAAGGGCGCAGUAAGAGAAGGCAUCACCACAUGAUGCACAUGGCAUUCAGUAUGGCAUUCUCUUUGAUGUCCCUCCUGGUCGGAAAGGCGAUGAGCUUGUCUGUCAUGGCACUUAUGGCUGCAUUGAUGAACAAAAACGACCACGGUGGUGGUGGCCACCAUCACAAAGAUUCCGUCACUUACGACAUCGUCCAACACCCUCAGGUGCAUUACGCCAAUACGCACUCCCUUGAACACGUGUACGAUGAAAGCAGCCAUCAUCCGGUUAUGUACGAACAGCCCAGGAUUAUCAGAAGGAUACACCAGAAAUUUUUUUCCAAAUAGAUUUUUCUUCUUGAAGCUGUUUCCUUUCUAGGAAAAUUGUUUUAGCAAAUGCUUUUUUUAUAAACUUAGGAAAUGCUGAUAGGAAGCACAACUUGAUAAAUCCACUUGCCUAUCCAAUCAUUAAGAAAACAAGCAAUUUGAGAUUGCACCA
Cimex lectularius (bed bug) is the source of this 847-nucleotide messenger RNA. RefSeq lists its product as uncharacterized. The record is from RefSeq and is a predicted model, not a curated record. The coding region runs from base 1 to 696 and encodes 231 amino acids. Lineage: Eukaryota; Metazoa; Arthropoda; Insecta; Hemiptera; Cimicidae. The transcript has 3 exons.